GUCCCCGCCCGUAGGAGGGCACGGCCGGCACGGCUCGGCCCCCGCGGCGGCUCCGUCCGCACAGCGUCCCGCGGAUCCGAGCGGCGGCGGCGGCAGCAUGGGGCUGGAGCUGUACCUGGAUCUGCUCUCGCAGCCCUGCCGCUCCAUCUACAUCUUCGCCCGGACCAACAACAUCCCGUUCGAGUUCAAGCACGUGGAGCUCUUCAAAGACUCGGUGCUGGGGAAGAAGCCGGCGGCGGCGGCGAGCGGUGCGGAGCGGCCCCGCACAGGGCCAUCAAAUAGUGAAGGGGCUGGCAAAAUCAGCCUCUUGAAGAAAGUACCAGCGCUGAAGGACGGAGACUUCACCCUAGCAGAAUGCACUGCCAUUCUGCUGUAUCUGAGUCGGAAGUACAACACUCCUGACCACUGGUACCCAUCAGACAUAAAAAAACGGGCCCAGGUAGAUGAAUACCUCUCAUGGCAUCACGCUAACAUCCGGGCUAAUGCUCCUAAGACCAUGUGGAUCAAGGUGCUGAUUCCCCUCUUCACAGGGCAACCACUGCCAUCAGAGAAGCUGCAGGAGGUGAUGGAGGGGCUGUCUGCUUCCCUGAAGCAAUUUGAGGAGAGGUUUCUGCAGGACAAGGCUUUUAUCAUUGGGAGCGAGAUUUCUUUGGCAGAUCUUGUGGCCAUUGUGGAGCUGAUGCAACCUGUUGGAGUUGGUUGUGACAUCUUUGAAGACAGGCCCAGGCUGAUGGAGUGGCGCAAGCGGGUGGAGGAAGCUGUGGGGAAGGAGCUUUUCUUCCAAGCCCAUGAGAUGAUCCUGAAUGUCAAAGAACUGAGCAACAUUCAGAUUGAUCCACAGCUGAAAGAGCAUCUGGCACCUGUGUUGAUGAAGAUGUUGAAAUGAAUUAACCUAUGUUACUAUUUUUCCUGCCUUUUUUUUUUUCUUUUCUGUUUUUUUUUUUACUUCUGUGAUCUCCAGCUCUACGCUAAACUGGAAAAAAACCCACUGUAUUUCUAAUGUAGUCUUGCAAGUUGUCCUCCCCAACUUCACUAAGCCUUCCCUGCAUCUUUGGGAGGUGGGAGCUGGGGAAUUUUUAAGACCUGAAACAUUAAAUUUGUAUGAAAGGGAGAGACCCUAUGGGUCACUUAACACACGCAUCUGGGUUAUAUUUUAGUGUCACUCAGAAAUGUUGGAAACAUGAAUAGUAUUUCCUGAAAAAUUUGAGCCAGCCUGCAAACUGGAACAUCAGAGAACUGUCUAGGAUGAGGGUCAUUGUUUUCUUGUGUUUGUAACAUUCGGAGCUCCUUCCUAAGUGGGAAACACAGCAAAGCAAACCUGAUCCUCACCUUCCCAGUGUGUGUCUCUGCAUAAGUGAGUAUGGAACAAAGCUACAGGUAGUCACUAAACUAAAAAGAAGACUUUUUAUUUUAUUUUUUUAAUUUAAUUUUCUCGUUGCUGGAGCAUAUUGCUUGGCCACCCAUCUACAUUCCAUACUUCUAUUUGCCUUUAAGAUCCUGUGAGAAGUUUCUUCACGUUCAUCUACAACAAAUUAUUGGAAUGCUUUAAUUUAACCACUGCCCUCCACUUUUCAAAGUUGGGUUUCUUAGGCACGUGGUCUGUCAGUACAUGUGUGGCAGGGAGAUCUGUGUAGUAAAGACUGAGCAACUUCAAACAGCUGAAGGUGGCCACAGACCUUCAAAUAAUGCCUACUUGAAUCCUCUGUUGAUAUCAUAUAUGGAAUACACUGAACAAAUGCAUUCACAGUGACUUCUUUAAAGAGAAUAUGACUGCAAUCAAAUCAUUUUUUUCUGUGGUAACAGUGCAGUAGCAAUCCACAUUCCUCCUAAAAAAUGGAAAGGAGGGAUAAAUCUAGACACGCUCUUUGGAGAUUGUUUUGGAUGGAAGUUCACCAAGUCACCCUGUGCAAGCUGAAGUAAUAAGGGAGACUUUGUGACACUGAGCAACAUAUGCAUCACAAAAAGGCAGAGAGUUGUUUUGGAGCUUCAAGGCUCUCUUUUUUGGUUGUGCUGUUUCUGAUUAGUUGUAGCUCAAGUGGGAAACCAUUUUGUACUGCAGCACAAAAUAAUAAUAAUGAAGCAAAAUAAGCAUUUCUAGUUUUUUUUUUCAGUUGAAAACAGCAAAGGAUGCAAAAACUGUUGGAAUAUGUAUGUUUGCAUACUUCCAUUCACAUCUAGCUGUUGCCCUUGAACCUCACCCUGAAAUCCUUGCCUAGUAAAUAAUUUGGGAAUUACAUCUCUCAGUAACUGAAUAGCUUUUUCUCUUCACAGUACUAACAUGUCUUGGCUACUCACAUUUCUGCUGUUAAGUACUAUACAACUUGAUAUGUUUGGGUGGUUUUUUUUCUAAAGUUUUACUGCUAGAUAUAUGGAUUUAGUCCAGAGCCUGGGGAGAUCUUUAAAUUCCUCAACUGGAAAGAAAAUCUCAUUAUAUACUUGAGCUUUCAGUAACAGAAAAAUUCAUUUUUUAUGUCCACUGUAAGGAUAAGAGAGCUGACUGAAGGCUCUUUCUUUUUAUGAACUGAAAAUACUAGAAAUAGGUACAUGUUUAUUCCCACCUUUCAUUUCUUCUCUUAACCCCAAACAUUUUUUGCUGAAGUUUUAUUCAGGAAUAUUGUCUACACUUGAGAUGAAUUUUAAAUGGGAAGUGGUUGACCAUUUGAGAACUUUGAGAGUGGAACUGCUAAGUGGCUGAUGACACACACAGAUGCCUACAAAUGGGAAAAAAUACCAGGAUUUUCCAAAAGCUCAGCAAAAUGGAGACUGCUUGCUGCUGUGCUGUCAUCUCUCAGCUCAUCCCCCUGCAACCAUUUGAGUUGCCAGCUCCAGGACAGAAACAAUAGAACAAAUGCCUUUAGUGUAAUAAAAACUCUGGGAUUCUGGGUUGUGCCCUGAAGCCAUGAACAGUUUGCCAUUUGUGGUCAACCCUCAGGAGCAAAGGACAAAACAUAUCAUUAAAAUGUUUGUGACAGACCCUCAUGCUGUUGUAAUUGUUGACUUUUCAAAUCUUUUUGCUCCUUUUCUUUUGGAAGGCCUUCUGACAUGUUCGUUUCUUGUCAUGUAUUUUUAGGUGGGGGAGGUUUAUUUUGGCCUUGGAAUUUAUUGGAAGAGAUGUUUAAUAUGUUAAAAAGGAAUGAGAAAUUGAAAAACGGAUCUCAAAGGGCACCUUAUGUAGGAUCAGUGGUUCUCUGCAGUCAGGCAGUGGACUUGUGGCUGGGGUUUGCAGGGUGGCUGAGUCCCCUCAGUGCCUUUGUUUUUCAGAAACAAACUCCAUUCUCAUCCUUCACUGAUGGAGAGAGCUCAGUACAGUCUCCUGGGCUCCUCAGUGGGCAAGUCCUAAAAUCUUCCCUGCUGUAUCCCUGCCAUGCAGCAAUAAGGUUUCCCCAUCCCUUGCAGAAAACACAGUUAUUAUAGAAAAGUAAAUACUGUGCAAAAAACCACCACAUAGGCAGUGCUUCUGCACCGCACAGCAAACAGCCGUCCCCUGCCAGAUCUGUCUCACUUCACAAUCACUCUCCUAGAAAUCUGCAGCCUGACUGCUGGCCGGCUUACAUGUGCUGCUCCUCCUGCCAGUAUUGUCCACCCUGGCAACAGUGAAGGCCAAACAAUUCCCCCAGCAAAGCCAGCAGCAAGUCUAUUGGUAACUGUGGAAAACAAGAAAAUCAUGUUAUACAGGGUCAGUCUUCACAACAGUGCUUUACCUUAAGCAAGAUGACUUAUUCAUCUAGCUAGUUUCUAAUGCUUUUCGCUGUAAAUCUGCACAAGUAGUGCUCCCCACACAGGAGCUCAGCUUCCGAGAAACCUGAUCCACACAGGAGACUGCAGCUGUGAGCCAGUGCCUGGCUGCACUCCUGCCAGCUUUGGCACCCAAACGGAACUGCAGAAGCUGGGGGAGGAAUCAUUACAUGGCAGGGGUUGGAAGGGACCUCAAGGAUCAUGAAUCUCCAACCCCCCUACCACAUGCAGGGCCACCAACCUCCCCAUUUAAUACCAGACCAGGCUGCUCAGAGCCCCAUUGUAUCUAGCCUCGAACACCUCUAGAGAUGGGGCAUCCACAACCUCUCUAGGCAGCUG
Molecule: messenger RNA, 4074 nt
Organism: Phasianus colchicus (ring-necked pheasant)
Lineage: Eukaryota; Metazoa; Chordata; Aves; Galliformes; Phasianidae
Product: glutathione S-transferase theta-1
Biological process (GO): glutathione metabolic process
Cellular component (GO): cytoplasm
Molecular function (GO): glutathione transferase activity
Source: RefSeq, a predicted model, not a curated record